CAACAAAAUGUAAGCAUAGUAUUAUCGUUCAGCGCGAAUAUCAGCCAAUCAGCGCACGUCUAGUUUUAGGUUGCCUGUACGGGCGGGUUGGGACCCCAGUCAACAGUGUGAUCCGCUCUUGAAAACACGUUCACCAGUUCCAGAAUGUUUACGGUUGUACUAUUAUCGGUGAUUGGUAUCAUAUCAAGCUAUCGAAUCCCUACGCAACAAGACAUCACUCGUUCCAGAUUUCUAGAACAGGAAGCUCUGGAUUCGGACUUGAUCUUGCCUUCUACAGUUCGAUCCUCUCUGCUGCUUCCUAGCGUGCCUCAACCUUCGAACCUUCAGACCCUUCCACCUCAAUCCUCUAAUCUUCAGCACAUUCCUCAACCUUUAGCACAGUUUAGUUCCCCUUUAAUCAUACAGUUUCAAACGGGUUUCAACGUUCAACCCUUCAGACGGCCUACUAACGUUCCCUCGGGACACACUACCAUCCAACCAGUGUCGCAAGUGGACGUCACCCGGCAACUCUUAGGUCAACAAAACCUCUGUGGGCAAGCAUCAGUUUUGAUCCAUGCUGCCCACAAAAAUCUAGGGUUCCACUUCUCCUGGUGUAGGGACCAGCGUACUUUCACUUGGGAUCAAGCUAAUGUUUACUGCAAAACCCUCGGCACCAACUUCCAACCAGUUUGUAUAGAAGACGGAGAAAAAAAUGGCUUUAUUACGGAAAUAAUCGCAAGACACCCGGUCCAGUUUAUCUGGACUGGUGGCAGUAGAAGAGGACUAAACUACUGGCGAUGGUUGAACGGCAGUCCUCUCUAUUACACAAAGUGGUCUCCAACUGGCGGGCAAGGGCAGCCGCAGCCAGACAACCGAGAGGGCAACGAAGAGUGUCUUGCGGUGUUGAAGAACUUGUAUAAUGAUGGCAUCGUCUGGCACGACGUCGCCUGCCACCACGUGAAGCCCGUCAUCUGCGAGGCUACACUCUAACUCCUUCCUUCUACCUAAACGUUUUUUAUAUUUUAAAAUAAGAAUUUAAAUUAGUUCUGUAAAAAUAAAUUUGACUAAACU
This is a messenger RNA of Procambarus clarkii (red swamp crayfish), 1050 nucleotides long. RefSeq names its product L-selectin. The record is from RefSeq and is a predicted model, not a curated record. NCBI's taxonomy places the organism in Eukaryota, Metazoa, Arthropoda, Malacostraca, Decapoda, Cambaridae.